This is a messenger RNA of Alligator sinensis (Chinese alligator), 2961 nucleotides long. RefSeq names its product cyclic AMP-responsive element-binding protein 5-like. The coding region runs from base 65 to 592 and encodes 175 amino acids. Gene Ontology annotation, biological process: regulation of transcription by RNA polymerase II. The transcript has 6 exons. Gene Ontology annotation, molecular function: cAMP response element binding; DNA-binding transcription factor activity, RNA polymerase II-specific. NCBI's taxonomy places the organism in Eukaryota, Metazoa, Chordata, Crocodylia, Alligatoridae. The record is from RefSeq and is a predicted model, not a curated record.
GUUCCUUCACCCAGGCUGCUGGUCCCUUCCCUUCUACACUUGUUUGAUUUAUGAGGAAUCGAAGAUGAACUUGGAGCAGGAGAGGCCCUUUGUCUGCAGUGCCCCAGGCUGCUCACAGCGCUUUCCAACAGAGGAUCAUCUGAUGAUUCACAGGCACAAACAUGAAAUGACUUUGAAGUUUCCUUCAAUAAAAACAGAUAAUAUGUUAUCAGACCAGACUCCUACACCAACACGAUUCCUGAAGAACUGUGAGGAAGUGGGCCUCUUCAAUGAGAUUGACUGUUCCUUAGAGCACGAGUUUAGAAAGGCACAAGAGGAAGAGAACAAUAAAAGGAAUAUCUCAAUGCAUAACACAGUUGGAGGAGCAAUGGCAGGGCCUGGAACCCACCAGCUCACGAAUACUAGGAUGCCAAACCAUGACACCAGCGUUGUGAUUCAACAAGCCAUGCCAUCUCCACAGUCCAGUUCAGUCAUAACACAAGCACCUUCCACAAAUCGACAGAUUGGACUUUUCCCUGUGAUGUUUGCAGCAUUUAUCAAAGAACAUAUUUUGUCAUUUCCACUUAAUUGUACCCUUCUAAACGUCGGAUGAUAACCAAGAAUCAUUCAGGAGGAACACAGACACAGCACUGGAUUCAGUAUUAGGCAAAUUAUCAUAAACUCGGAGACUGUUAAUAACCAGUACAUUCAGAACCUGCUUACAAACACCCUGAAGGUUGGUGGUUUUGGUUUGGCUAUUUAAAAAUUGAGAUCAAAUCCUGGUUCAGAUUUUGUUUGGAUCUGAGUGUUCUGUUUGAGCCCAAAUGUGUGUAAAACAUUAGGAAAAGGAUUUUGUUUUCUCACGCCCUCAAGCAGAAGUGAAUAUUUACUGAAAAGAUGAAGUGCCCCUUAAGAAUGUGCCUCUUAAUGAACACUAGGAAUUAGAGAUAGCAACUGGAUAAAAUUCUCUUUGACUUUAGGGGGAUUAGGAACAAGCCCUGAAGACCCAUCUUGUAGCAAUAUUCUGAUUUUUAUCACAACCACAAGUAUUUAAGUGUCAGAAUAUGGCCAAACCACCUGCAAAUGUUUGCAAUGGCCUCAGUCCAAUAAAAAUAGCAAACAGCAGUGAAAGUCGACAUUCAGACUCUGGAUUUGGGCUCUGCUCCAGCAAAAGAAACUGGGACCCACCUGUGCCCACGCACAUUUUGUUGCAUUGUGGAGACUGGGUGUGUUCACAACAGCUGAAAUUCUUGUUGGGGUGUUAUUUUCCUCUCUCUUCUCUCUCCCUCUCUUUCUCUCUCCGUUCUUUCACCUCAGCCCUGUACUCUGAUUCUGAAAGUUUGCAUGUAAAAUGAGAUAAAGCAUAGAAAAAUAUGACAACAUGAGAAUGGAUAAGCAUGACUUGCUGGGAAAGUGUAUACAUAUUGUUUCAGGUAUUAAAAUAUUGUUGCUACUGAACAGGCAUUGAGCCAGGUUAAUCAGAAGAAGGGAGGAACAUGAAAAGCAAUAGCUUUAAAAAAAUGCAAGGCAUUGCUCAGCAUCCCUCCCACCAUAUACUGAGCUAAGAACAAGCAACAGUAUAGUCAUUGCAGCAAACUGGCAGGUGGGUAUAAACAUACCAGAUAGUAUUUAUGUGGCUAGACAGUCUUUACUGCCUCCUCCCUGCUUCACCAUGUGGGAGGAAUCCUGUAACCAGUAACUGCUUGUGCUAAAGAAAAAUCAGUUGAGGAACACUUAAUAGUGAAGGGUGUCUUCAGUUGAUUAAUAGCACAUCAUUUAAAGAUAAGUUAGAGAGAGGAAAAGCAGUAAGUAAGGCAUACUCAGCCAGGGGAGAAAAAAAGAUGAUAUAAGACAUGUAUCUGUCAAAGAUAUAGAAAGGCAGAGAAGCUGAAUCAGCCCACUAUUCAAGAUAUGAAACUUUGAAUAGAGAUCUACAAUGGCUACUUUCAUCAUUUUAUUAUGACUAAAUUUCAUACAAUCAAUUCAGUUCAGUAACAGCAUGUUAAGCAAGGAAUGGGAAAAUGAUGUGAAGGCAAGCUACUGUCAACACAGUACUCUUAUUUCUUUAUCCGUGUACUUCUUUGACAAGCAUAAGAUAUCUUUUUCACAACAGCUAAGUCCAUUUAAUAGGAGGCUUCAUCCUGGCAGUCCAGCCUUCCUGGACAGUGUAAGCUUCUUUUUUUGAAAGUGAGUGGGAGACAUAACUGAUACUUAGCAUGUUUAUAGCGGUAUCAUUCUUACAACUCUGCAGCUGGAAUGGAACAAGAGGAGAAAAUUCAGGGUUGUUAUAAACUGAGAACCAACAGUAUGCGCAGCCCUAUACUAAACAGAGGUGAAGACAUGAGACCAAUGAGCUCAGAUUCUAAAAUAGACAGAGACCAACCCCCAUGCAAUACAUCAGAAAAUGUUCCAAUUUCCAAGUGUUACUGAAACUUUUAAUGAGGCUAGUGGAACAAGGGCAGAAGGAAGCAAUUGCCACUAUAUUUGGUGUAAUGAAACAAAGUGUGAAGAAAGAGUGGGAGAAAGAUUCAAUAGGGAUUUAGAAAGGUAGAUUUUGAGAAGUGUGGUGAAUAGUAGGAAAUGGGAGCAGAGGUAUAGGAAUAAGAUACAGUUAUGCAGGGCCUUGAAAGUGAGGAAGAAGAGCUAGAAUGUGGUAAGGUGGAGAGAUGCUAGUGGAGGGUCUUGAAAAGAGAAUCAAAUGAUCAGUACUGAACAAGAAAGACACUGGAGGAAGUAACAUAAGAUAUAGGAAGGCAAGAGGGACAUGCAAUAGAAGAAAAGAGAGGAGAAUUUUUCUGUAGGCAGCUAAGAGAUGACCAACACACAAAGUGCAGAUAUACAUAACAACUGAGCCAUUCCAAAAUGUCACUGAUUAGGAACAGGUUCACAGUUGUGUGAUGUGCUGUGGCUCUGACACUAGGGGAUGGGAGUGAACACCCAGCCCAGCAUGCCGUGCACUAGGCAAAUUGGAAAUAGCGGGUA